Molecule: messenger RNA, 1697 nt
Organism: Dermatophagoides farinae (American house dust mite)
Lineage: Eukaryota; Metazoa; Arthropoda; Arachnida; Sarcoptiformes; Pyroglyphidae
Gene: BBS8
Product: tetratricopeptide repeat protein 8
Biological process (GO): non-motile cilium assembly
Cellular component (GO): BBSome; ciliary basal body; non-motile cilium
Molecular function (GO): protein binding
Source: RefSeq, a predicted model, not a curated record
AUGGAUCCAUUAUGUUAUGCAAUGUCAUUGUAUCGGCGCCGUUACCAUGAUCGAUGUAUGGAAAUUUGCAAUGAACAAAUCGAACAGAAUCCAAAAAAUCAGAUUUUCUGGUGUUUGAAACUUCGAUGUUUGACCGAACAAACUUAUGUUGAUGAUCUGGAAGCCGACGAAGAUGGUAUAGCCGAAACGUUGAUGGAUGAAACACGAAUAGCAGAAACAGCUCGUCCUGGAACAUCGCUUCGAACAGCUACAGCAACAUCAUUAGCACGACAAUCAACAUCACAAGCGAUUCGACCGGUUACUCAAUCUGGUCGACCGUUAAGUGGAAUGAUUAGACCUGGUACAAACAGUGUUGGUGCUAAUCAAUCUUUAGAAUCUGCAUUAUCGGCACCACGUACUGGAUAUUCUGCUAGACCUAUGACCACUGCUUCUGGACGUCAUGCUCGUCUUGGUACAGCUUCGAUGUUAGCUUUGAAGGAAAGUGGUGGCGAAUUUCUCAACGUAGAACGUUUGAAUGUGGACAAAUACUCUAAAAUGCCACCAAUGGCUCGUGCUCUUUUUGAAUAUAUUUUCCAUAAUCAAUGUAAUUUUCGAAUAGCUUUACAGCUAGCCAUAAAGACUAACGUAGAGAUGGCCAAAAUGGAUUGGUGGUGGAAAGCUCAGAUCGGUAAAUGUUAUUACAAAUUGGCAUUACUUCGUGAUUCAGAGGAAUAUUUUCGCGAUGCAUUACAGCAUUAUGAAGUGGCUGUCGACGUUUAUAUAUGGUUAGGCAAAGUGUACAUUCGAAUGGAUCAGCCAUUGAAAGCAUUGGAUCUAUAUCGACAAGGACUGGAAAAACAUCCAAAUGAAACACUUUUAUUACGAUAUGCUGCCCGUAUUCAUGAAUCGAUGAACGAAAUGGAUGAAUCGAUCGGAUUAUAUCGAUCAAUAUUGACUUAUGAUGCAAUCGAUAUUGAAGCUAUCGCUUCGAUCGCUAUGAAUGAAUUCUAUAGUGAUCAACCAGAGAUUGCACUUCGCUAUUAUCGGCGAUUACUGCAGAUGGGAAUAUUCAAAUCGGAAAUCUACAAUAAUAUAGCCCUUUGCUGUUUCUAUUCACAACAGUACGAUAUGGUGGUCACUUGUUUUGAACGAGCUCUCAUGUUUGCCGAGACUGAUGAAAUGAUAGCUGAUAUAUGGUAUAACAUUGGCCAUGUGGCUCUUGGUUCUGGUGAUCGACAAUUAGCAUUGUACUGUUUCCGGUUAGCUUCAUCCUCUAACAAUGAUCAUGCUGAAGCGUACAAUAAUCUCGGCGUUUUAGAGAUAACUAAAGGCAUUGGAACAACUGGUGGUCAAUAUCAACGGUCAAACACGACAACAACAACAACAACGACAGCCAAUGUUCAACAGGCUAAAUCUUAUUUUCAAUCAUCAGCUAAUGUUGGAUCUUAUCUAUAUGAACCACAUUAUAAUCUAGCAUUAUUAGCAGAAAAUUCUGGCCAUUUUGAUCUUAGCUAUGAAUACGUGCAGAAAUCAUUGAAUCUAUAUCCCGAUCAUUAUGCAUCAAAAGAGCUAAGAAAUCGUGUAUGGAAACUUUAUGAAGCUGUUUGAUGAUGUUUGACCAGAUUCAUUGGAAACGGUUCAAGAUUUUUUGUUGUUGUUGCUGCUGAUCGAUGGCCACCUGUUGAUUGUUUUUCCAAUGUGACUACAAGACAAACAAA